UUCCUAAAUCAUGAGUCAUACAUAUCAGUCAUGAAAUCAUGAAUGACGAUAACUGUCAUAUUGAAAUGACGUACAUUGCACGUUACAUUACAUAACAUGGGGACAGCAUAUGUACAAUGCCAGCGUUUAGUACGAUGCAAGAAUAUGGCAAGUAUAUAUAUAGGUAUAUAUAGUUGAAAAGUACUACAUAUAACUAUAUAAUUAUAUAAUUUGAAACCAUGUCUACGUCAAGUGAAGGAGCCCCAUUGUUGCCCCACCCAGCUCAGCGGCCACUUGCUUUGUGCAGGAAGGAAGAAUAUUAUCUUUUUAGCGCAGGACAGGUAUUCGUGUUUAUUGCGGUCAUAUCCGUCCUGAUAUGGUUUCUACACUAUGACACGGGGCUGGAUUGGAAUAAUGCAGACUGUGCCGGAAAACCUUGUGUGUUCAAUUAUCAUCCGCCUAUGAUGGUUUUGGGCUUCCUUGCAUUUGGAUACCAAGGUAUCAUGUCCUGGCGUAUGCUUCCCGAUGGAUUGAGCCAUCAAACGAAGAAAUUCAUCCACCUCAGUGUACAGGUGUCUGGUUUUGUACUGGCUGUGGUAGGUAUAGUUGCGGUUUUCAAGUUCCACAACCAACACCAGCCCCCAAUUGCCAACCUGUAUUCAUUGCAUUCCUGGCUGGGCUUGGUAGCUAUGAUACUUUGGGGUCUUCAGGUUGUGGGAGCGGUAGUCUCUUUUAUCUCGGGAGUCGUCCCGGUUGAAAACCGCGUCUCAUUUGUGCCCAUACACAAGCACAUGGGUGUCGUUCUUUAUCUGCUGGCUUUGGUUGUUAUGCUGUUGGGUAUCCAAGAGAAGCUUGGGUUUUACCAAGGCGACAAGGCGUAUGCUAAGUUGACACCCAUCUCACAGCUUGGGAACAUUAUGGGACUUUCAAUUGUUGCGAUAUUUUCCGUAUGCACAACGCUGAUGAUACCCAGAAUGCAACAAGAGGCCGCCACAGAUAGCUGAUAAAUCCGAUCAACUUUUUUUUUGUGCAUAUUAAACGCACGCACAUUUCUGAAUAUUAAACAUAUGCACC
Molecule: messenger RNA, 1053 nt
Organism: Sphaeroforma arctica JP610
Lineage: Eukaryota; Ichthyosporea; Ichthyophonida
Exons: 6
Coding region: 219-983 (254 amino acids)
Molecular function (GO): oxidoreductase activity
Source: RefSeq, a predicted model, not a curated record